This is a messenger RNA of Prunus avium (sweet cherry), 844 nucleotides long. The record is from RefSeq and is a predicted model, not a curated record. NCBI's taxonomy places the organism in Eukaryota, Viridiplantae, Streptophyta, Magnoliopsida, Rosales, Rosaceae.
AUGCAAGAUCCACAAGUUGAACACAACAUUUGGGUCAUAUGGAGAGGAAAGAAGUUUAAUGUGGAGAUCAAAGAGGGCGCUACUCUCAAGGACCUCGGGCAUGAACUGCAAAAGUUAACUAAUGUCAAAGCAGAUACGAUGAAGCUAAUUGUUCCACAAAAAGAAUAUCUGGCUAUGGAUACUGCUUAUGGAGUUUGGUUUUUGUACUUGUCUAUAAGAUCUGAUAACUUGUCCCAAAAGAAGUUCAAUGUCAGCGACUUAGAUGGCAAGGCGGCACACUUAAGCACCCUUUCGAUUUCUGUUCAAGGAAAGUCCGUCAGAAUGAUGGGAGUGUCUGAACAUGAGGUUGAUGAAGUUUUACAACAUGCAAAGACAAACUUAAGGAUAGCUGGAUUUGAUGAAGAGGAAAUGAGAUUGAGGCAGCGAAUGUCAUACAGGCCUCAUACUCUGAAACUUCCACAAGGACCUUAUAUCUUUUGUGAUUUCCGAACACUUCAACUUCCAGGAAUUGAGUUGAACCCUCCGGUGUCAGAGGCAUUGAAAAGAAUGCACAUGCUUGCUGCAGAUCCUGGAAUUAUUUCUGUCAUGAACAAGCAUCGUUGGCGUGUGGGAAUCAUGACCGAGAUGGCCCCUGUUGGUUAUGUUGGCAUAAGUCCCAAAUGCAUCCUCGGGUUCAAUAAGAACCACGGGGAGGAGAUAUCUCUGCGCCUUCGAACUGAUGACCUUAAGGGUUUCAGGAAAUAUGAAAGUAUCAAGAAAACUCUUUUGCAUGAGCUUGGAUCCUCCUCGAAUCAAUAUAGCAGGCACAUGCCACUUGUUAGUGAUUGGCACAGGAAGAUGUCAG